AUGUCUCUCCUCCGCCUCCGCGUCCGCUCCGCUCUCUCUCUGUCUUCUCCGAUCUACCAGCUCCGCCGCCAAGUUUCAUCUCUCCCCCUCCAAAACCAUACUACUCCUAGCUCCGCCGCCACCUUCCCCUUCGCCAUUCCGAGAGACCCUUCCUCACCUCCCCUGACGCUACCCACUGAUCUCAUAUCCAAGUUCGAUUACACCGCCUCCCAUGUUUUGGCCAAAGUUGAGGCCUUGACCAAUCUAUCCAACCUCGACGCAGCCGCUGAAUACGCGCGUCUCGCUGUCUUGUCCGUUCCCAAAAGCACUAAAAACCUGAAAACCAAAACCCAAAUCGCCGAGACUUGCCGUCUUAUCAUCGGCGCAAUGUGCAGGAAGAAACGAUAUGAGGAGGCAUACGAGCUAUUCCAUUACUUCUUCAACGUUAACAAUGUAGAACCAGACUGCGAUUGCUGCAGUGACGUCGUCUUUGCUCUUAGCAGUCAAGGUCGUCUGGACGAGGCUAUUCGAUUUUACCGCCGCACAAUCCGUUACGCUCAUUUUAUUCCAGAUUACUACCCUUUGAUGAACGCGUUGAUUGAUGCCGGAAGAGUCGACGAAGCUUACAGUCUCUUCUUUGGCGGGUCCACGUACCCUGUUUUUAUUCGCGGUUUUUUGGCUCAUGGGAACAUGGACAAGGCAAAUGAACUUUUCCAAGAUCUGAAGCAGCAUCGUGAUGAGAGUUAUUCAGACCAUGAUUUUGAGAUGUCGCAAGUGGCAUACAUGGAGCACUGUUUUAAGCAAGGGAAAGAUGAGGAAGCCAUGGAAUGGUACCGUUCUGUAUUACUGUUUGAAGCAAGACAAGGAUGA
This is a messenger RNA of Arabidopsis lyrata subsp. lyrata, 849 nucleotides long. RefSeq names its product pentatricopeptide repeat-containing protein At3g60960, mitochondrial. The transcript has a single exon. Lineage: Eukaryota; Viridiplantae; Streptophyta; Magnoliopsida; Brassicales; Brassicaceae. The record is from RefSeq and is a predicted model, not a curated record. Bases 1 to 849 code for a protein of 282 amino acids. Gene Ontology annotation, molecular function: protein binding. Gene Ontology annotation, cellular component: chloroplast.